Molecule: messenger RNA, 1590 nt
Organism: Penicillium odoratum
Lineage: Eukaryota; Fungi; Ascomycota; Eurotiomycetes; Eurotiales; Aspergillaceae
Product: Major facilitator superfamily domain general substrate transporter
Exons: 7
Coding region: 1-1590 (529 amino acids)
Biological process (GO): basic amino acid transport; transmembrane transport
Cellular component (GO): fungal-type vacuole membrane
Molecular function (GO): basic amino acid transmembrane transporter activity
Source: RefSeq, a predicted model, not a curated record
AUGACCGACUCGUCGGCAAGGCCGGCAACGGAAGCUGGCAACGGAAGCUGCGAUGAAGAAAGCCCAUUGCUUGCUCCUCCCACACUCGAUUCAAAAGUCACUCCUCUAGUCGGAGUCGGGACCAUCAUCGCCGUGUUAUUACUCGGGGAAUUUAUCUCGAACGCUGAUUCGACCCUUGUCAUUGCGGCCUCCGGGCACAUCUCAUCGGAAUUUGAUCGAUUACGCGAUGCAAGCUGGCUAUCAACCGGUUAUUCGUUAGGUCUUUGCGCGGCACAGCCCAUGUAUGGGAAACUCAGCGAUAUCUACGGUCGCAAACCACUCCUUUUGCUCUCUUACUUUUUAUUCGCCUUGGGAUGUAUUAUCAGUGGUGUUGCUUCACAUAUGGGGGUGGUCAUUUUGGGUCGCGCGAUUAGUGGCAUCGGAGGUGCCGGGACGAUGACGAUCAGCUCAGUGAUUAUUACUGAUAUCGUCCCGAGACGUGAGAUUGCGACAUGGAGAGCUUAUGUGAAUAUUGCCAUGACCCUGGGCCGCAGUCUUGGGGGCCCAGUGGGAGGAUGGUUGAGUGACACCGUGGGAUGGCGAUGGCUAUUCCUUCUACAAGCCCCUGUUUUCGCCCUUGCAGCCUUCCUAGUGAUAAUCAAACUCCAACUGACUGAAACAGUGUCCGAGAGCGGAAAAUCGAAACUCGGACAAGUCGACUUCCUAGGAACAGGACUUUUGGGAGCAGGCAUUGUCGCCCUGAUUGGUCUCCUAGAUCAAGGUGGAAAGGCCUUCCCAUGGACUUCGUGGUUGACAUUUGUGCUCGGUGGCUGUGGUCUCUUGCUAUUAGUCUCUUUCGUCCUGGUCGAGGCAUAUGUAGCCAAAGAGCCCAUCUUCAAUCUUCGCAUUUUGCGCAGACCUAACGUGGCCGUGAGCUACGUCCUCAGCACACUGCAGAUCACCGCCCAGCUGGGAAUGCUGUUCUCCGUCCCACUGUACUUCCAGGUUACCCAGAAUGCAUCCACCACCGCAGCGGGUGUUCAUCUUGUCCCCGCAGUGGUUGGCAACACCGUGGGAGGACUAUUUGCAGGAAUCUUUAUUCGAAAGACGGGAUCCUAUCGCGUUCUCUUGGUGCUUGCUGGCCUGGUAGCAUCAGUCUCCUAUAUCCUUCUAGGGUUGCGCUGGAAUGGAAAUACCGGCCCUUGGGAGUCGCUGUAUAUCCUCCCUGGUGGCAUGGGUACUGGAAUGGCCUCCGCAGCUGCGUUUGUUGCACUGACUGCGGCUUUGCCUCCAAAUGAGGUGGCUAUGGCGACGGCCAUGUACAUGUUGUUGAUCAGCUUCGCCAUGACCGCUGGAGUUACCACUUCCAAUUCCGUUCUGGGAAUGGAAUUUAAGCGCCAGCUUGAACUUCAUCUACAUGGUCCUGGUUCGGAGCGGGUUAUCCAAAGGGCCAUGGAUGAUACUGACUAUAUCGCGCAUCUGAGUGGUCGCCUUCGAGAGAUUGUUGUGGCCUGUUAUAUUGCUGGUCUCAAGCAUACAUAUGUGUUUUCGCUUGUAUGCUCUCUCGGAGCUGCGUUCUUAGGACUUUUUAUCCGUCAUCAGCAGCUGUAA